Molecule: messenger RNA, 675 nt
Organism: Leptosia nina
Lineage: Eukaryota; Metazoa; Arthropoda; Insecta; Lepidoptera; Pieridae
Source: the annotation of a GenBank genome assembly
AUGAGUACUUAUGUUAAAGAGGAAGAACUCAGGAGGAUUUCUUUACCAAAUAACCUUAUUUGGAUAGAUCCUAUUGAUAGCAACGCUGUUGAAUUGGCAAAACUUGGCAUGGAGUAUAUGGUUGGCAGAUACUCUCAUGCGAUUCACUCCAAAGAAGGAGGAUGGCCUAAAGCAGUUGAAGAACAAUUGCUUAAGUACAGUUUGGAGCACGGGUUUAGAAAAUCGAAAUUACCAGCUUUCACUGAAGAGGAGAAGGCUUUAGCCAGAGGAACAGCGGACUUCUAUGGUCUCAACUACUACACAGCACGGGUGAUCAGGCCGGCCCACGGCGCUGAAACAGGACCUUGGUUCACUGAUGGUUCGCCAGAGAUUGACGCCAUCUUGGGUCCACCACCCAACGCUAAAACCAGUGCCACACCAGUUUUACCUCUCAGCCCAGUUGGUUUGCGAAAGAUACUGUCUUAUAUAAAGCAGGAGUACGGCGAUAUUGAGAUAUUCAUCACGGAGAACGGUUACGCUGGUGGAAAGGAGUUUAGUGAUUAUAACAGAACCGAGUUUAUAAGGGAUCAUUUGGAGCAGGUUCUCCUUGCAAUUAAAGAAGACCACGUGAAUGUCAGCAGUUACACUUAUUGGUCACUCUUCGACGCUUUUGAAUGGGGCAGUGGGUAUACGUAA